Sorex fumeus (smoky shrew) is the source of this 1650-nucleotide messenger RNA. It is a transcript of the gene NT5C3A, whose product is annotated as 5'-nucleotidase, cytosolic IIIA. The coding region runs from base 187 to 1080 and encodes 297 amino acids. Gene Ontology annotation, cellular component: cytoplasm. The transcript is spliced from 10 exons. Gene Ontology annotation, molecular function: 5'-nucleotidase activity; magnesium ion binding. The record is from RefSeq and is a predicted model, not a curated record. Lineage: Eukaryota; Metazoa; Chordata; Mammalia; Eulipotyphla; Soricidae.
CUGUCCCCAGCAUAAAGAAGCCCUGUGCGGUGUGUCACGGGACUGGUUUUGCAUACUGCUUGGCCAGGCCUGUGGCACCGCCCUCGGGUGUACCCUGUGCUAUAUUAGUCCUUCUCAAACAGGAAGAAUUUUCUUUUGCUCCAGCAGCUCCUCCGAUUACCUUCAGGAAGAUUGGAUAACCAAGAAAUGCCUACUCAAGAUUCUGCUGUACUUGCAAAUAUGAUGCCAGAAUUUCAGAGAAAUUCAGUUCGCAUCAAGAACCCGACAAGAGUGGAAGAAAUUCUCUGUGGUCUUAUUAAAGGAGGGGCUGCUAAACUUCAGAUAAUAACAGACUUUGAUAUGACACUGAGUAGAUUUUCCCACGAAGGGAGAAGAUGCCCAACAUGUCAUAAUGUAAUUGACAACUGUAAGCUGGUUUCAGAUGAAUGUCGAAAAAAGCUGUUAGAACUAAAAGAAAAAUAUUAUUCAAUUGAAAUUGAUCCUUACCUAACCAUAGACCAGAAGUGUCCUCACAUAGUUGAAUGGUAUACUAAAUCACAUAGCUUGCUGGUUGAACAAGCUAUACCAAAAGAUAAACUUAGAGAAAUUGUGGCAGAAUCUGACAUUAUGCUCAAGGAAGGCUAUGAGACUUUCUUUGAUAAGCUCCAUCAACACAAUGUCCCUAUGUUCAUCUUUUCGGCUGGAAUUGGUGAUGUACUAGAGGAAGUUAUCCGGCAAGCUGGUGUUUAUCAUCCAAAUGUCAAAGUAGUGUCCAAUUUUAUGGAUUUUGAUGAUGCUGGAGUGCUCAAAGGAUUUAAAGGAGAACUGAUUCAUGUAUUUAACAAACAUGAUGGUGCCUUGAAGAACACAGAAUAUUUCACUCAGCUAAAAGACAAUAGCAACAUAAUUCUCCUGGGUGACUCCCAAGGAGAUUUGAGAAUGGCAGAUGGAGUACCCAAUGUUGAAUAUGUCCUCAAAAUCGGAUAUCUCAAUGACAGAGUGGACGAGCUCCUGGACAAGUACAUGGACUCUUAUGACAUUGUUUUAGUCAAGGAUGAGUCAUUGGAGGUAGCCAACUCUAUCUUGCAGAAGAUUCUGUAAGGACGUGUUUUUCAAGAAGGACUCCUUCCUUCAGGUGCAAUUUAUGCAAGAGCUGUUCAUCUUGCCGACUCUUGUUUUAGAUAUGCUCCAGCUCUUCAGUUUCUCCUUUACAUUACUGACACUCCUUCAGACAAGUGACUCCAUCGACCGGAAGUCCAACCUCACUCGACACUCCUUACCAUAUUUGCAGUAGAUGAAAAGAAAAGUCCUAAAGCCAAAGUUUGAAAACAAUAACCCCAUGUCUCCAGAGUGAAUUUCGUAGUUUAAUGUUAUCAGAAAGUUUCUGACAAGACUUUUUUGCACUGAGAAACUUAUAGAAGUUUUAAAAGUUUUAUGAAAUGCUGAAACAUACAUGACUUAAAAAUAUUGCCCUUUUUUAAAACUGAGGAGACUUGUGCUAAUAAUAAUCACCCUUUGAAAUGUGUGUUAUUUUGGGUAUGCUGUUUGGUGUGAAAUCGAUACCAGAAAAUAUUGCUACUUGAUGUUUGAAAAAAUACUGGUGUCUACACAUCACUAAUUAUUAUAAAAUGUUCUGUACCUGAGGCACUGGUAAUAAACAUGAAAUGGAAA